Molecule: messenger RNA, 1116 nt
Organism: Metarhizium acridum CQMa 102
Lineage: Eukaryota; Fungi; Ascomycota; Sordariomycetes; Hypocreales; Clavicipitaceae
Source: RefSeq, a predicted model, not a curated record
AUGGUGCCCAUCAAUCGCCUCCGCCCACCAUGGCACUCUCGUCGUCAACGCCAGCACCACUACCAUCAGCACCACACAACCGCCUUCAAAUCAUCACCAAGACCUAGCCUCGAUAAAACCCUCCCUCCGCCACCUAACAUUGCCGCAUCCCAAUCCACCUCCCGGUCUACCUCCUCAGAACCAACCCCAAGCUCAACAACAACCGUUCUUAUCGGGGCUAAGCAGCAACCCUUCAGCGUGAACCGCCAACUCCUUUGCGAAGCAUCGCCCUUCUUCUCUGAGCGCCUCCUAGAAAACUCUCAGCCGAAAUCAAUUUGCCUCUGGCUCCCCGGUGAAUCUUCCACCAUGUUCGCCCUCUUCGUGAACUGGGUUCACGCCCCGGGCUCGUUCCGCCGGUUCCUCGAUCAUUCCAUAGCCUCAGCCCAUAACAUGAGCGAGAAGGCGGCGCAGGACAUCCACUGGGCUAUUAUCCGCUUACACCUCUUCGCCUCGCACCUGGACCUUCACAAAUUACAAGACCUAGCUAUGGACGCCAUCCAAGACAUGUACCUAAAGUACGACUGGGACGUGCCGCCAAGCCUAAUUACCUACCUCUACACGCAGUGCGAGUCCCUCCCGGCCGUCCGCGUCCGCAGAUGGGCUGUGGCUAUGGUCGCCUUCUCACAGACAGUCGGCAGCAGCAUCGCGAACUUGAAGUUCCACCCCCAGGAUUCCGCUACCUCGGACCCGGCGCGGUUCAGGGCCCUCUUCGACUCGCUGCCUGACUUCGCGAACGACUACACCACGCAUAUCCGUAAAAUGAAGGCCGCCGGGCUGGAUGUACGCUCCAAAAACCCGCAACUUCGCAUCCCGGCUAAUAAGCUACGUAAUGACGAGCGCCUAUUCGGCUUCCGCGAGUGCUCGUUCCACUCGCAUCGUGCCGCCAUCGGCGAGCGACGCUGCCCGCAUAGCCACGGGAGGAGCCGGAGUAAACACGCUGACGGGCGCUUGCGGCUAAGGGAUUCGUAUAACGGUGUUCGGGAACUUAUACCAGAGCCGCUAUUUACGAGUGGCGGGCGGGAGGAGGCGAGGUUAAGGCACGUGAGGCCCAUCUCGAGUGAGAUGAGGGAAGGAUAG